Molecule: messenger RNA, 3643 nt
Organism: Dromaius novaehollandiae (emu)
Lineage: Eukaryota; Metazoa; Chordata; Aves; Casuariiformes; Dromaiidae
Gene: NAGA
Product: alpha-N-acetylgalactosaminidase
Exons: 8
Coding region: 141-1424 (427 amino acids)
Biological process (GO): oligosaccharide metabolic process; glycoside catabolic process
Cellular component (GO): cytoplasm
Molecular function (GO): alpha-galactosidase activity
Source: RefSeq, a predicted model, not a curated record
CGGGCGGCGCGGUCAGGUGAUGCGGCGGGAUCAUGUGAGCGCGGCGGGGCGCGGCCGGUGUCGGCGGGGCCCGAGGCAGUCGGAGCCGCGUGUCCCUGGGCGGCGGCGGCGGCGGCGCUCGCCCCCCGCCCCCCCGAGCGAUGGGCGCCUGGGGGCUGGCUCUGGCCUGGGCGCUGCUGCUGGCCUGCGGCCGGGCCCUGGAGAACGGGCUGGCGCGGACGCCGCCGAUGGGCUGGUUGGCCUGGGAGAGGUUUCGCUGCAACGUGGACUGCGAGGUGGACCCCCAAAACUGCAUCAGUGAGAAGCUCUUCUUUGACAUGGCAGACCGCCUGGCAGAGGAUGGCUGGAGGGAGCUGGGCUACAAGUACAUCAACAUUGAUGACUGCUGGUCAGCAAAGCAGCGGGAUGCCUCAGGACAGCUGGUUCCCGAUCCCAAGAGGUUCCCCCGAGGGAUUAAGGCCUUGGCUGACUAUGUCCAUUCCCGGGGCCUGAAGCUGGGCAUUUAUGGAGACCUGGGCACCCUCACCUGUGGGGGCUAUCCAGGCACCACAGUGGACCGUGUGGAGCAGGAUGCCCAGACCUUUGCGCAGUGGGGUGUGGACAUGCUGAAGCUGGAUGGGUGCUACUCAUCGGAGGAAGAGCAGGCAGAGGGCUACCCGAAGAUGGCGAAGGCCUUGAACGCAACAGGCCGUCCCAUAGUCUACUCCUGCAGCUGGCCAGCGUAUCAGGGUGGGCUCCCCCCAAAGGUGAACUACACCCUCCUGGCAGAGAUCUGCAACCUCUGGCGUAACUAUGGAGAUAUUGAGGACUCCUGGGACAGUGUGCUUUCCAUCGUGGACUGGUUCUCUGCACACCAGGACGUGCUGCAGCCGGCGGCUGGCCCUGGCCACUGGAAUGACCCAGACAUGCUCAUCAUUGGAAACUUUGGCCUUAGCUACGAGCAGUCACGCUCUCAAAUGGCCUUGUGGACGGUGAUGGCAGCUCCGCUCCUCAUGUCUACUGACCUCCGCACCAUCUCCCCGAGCGCCAAGGAGAUCCUGCAGAACCGGCUGAUGAUCCAGAUCAACCAGGAUCCCCUGGGAAUCCAGGGACGUAGGAUUGUCCAGGAGAAAUUCCACAUCGAGGUGUUCCUGCGCCCGCUGUCCCAGGCUGCCAGUGCGCUCGUCUUUUUCAGCCGGAGGACGGACAUGCCAUUUCGCUACACCACCAGCCUGGCCAAGCUUGACUUUCCGGACCAUGCCAUGUAUGAGGUCCAAGAUGUGUACAGUGGUAAAAUCAUCAGCAGCUUAAAGACAGGAGACAACUUCACGGUUGUGAUUAACCCCUCGGGAGUGGUCAUGUGGUAUCUCUACCCCAUGGCGCAGCCCUGGCACUUAGUCAAACAGCAAGGUCCUGAGGGAGGUGUCCACCCUGUCAUCCUGUGACAGUGCUCAGCACGGGGGACGUGGGGCAGUACCAGGGUCAUCUGUGAGGCCCUGGAGCGCCUUUCUCUGCGCUGCAUAAGUGCCUCUUGCUGACAUUAUUGACAGUGCAGGGGGAUGAAGUUUAUGCCAUUCCUCUGGUACAAACUUGAUGAUUUCUACUUAAUCUUUGUAAAGCAGGACUUCUUGUUACCUGCUUCCUAAGGGUGGUGCACAGCUUGAUUCCCUGAUCAUUGCAAAGCGCUCCUGUGGAAAAAAUGCCAUAAAAACAGGGUCUGACCUCUGAGCUUACAAACCCUGAUACCUGAGUGCUUCAUCACAUCAAGGUGGGUACCACAUACCACUGCAGGAGAUAUUUUAACUAGACCUGCAGAAAGGCUUUAGAUGCUUUAGUAUCUUGUCAGGUAAUAGCUCCCCAUGUGUGUGAUGGAGUGACUCCCAAGGGUCAGACAUGAUCACCUUCUCUCCUUUGCUGUAAUCAACUUGGCUCAGAAUAAGGGGCUGUCAGUAGGGCUUCACCCCUCCCACAUACCCUCUGUGAGACCAAGAGCUCAUGGAGGCAGGAUGGUCCUGAGCACAGAGGCUAGGGGGACUCCCAGAGGCGCUAGCUUUGCUUGCAGACCUGAGCCUGCUGCCAGCAUCCUCGAGGCCAGCACUACUAUUGUCCAACAUGCAUGCCAAAAAAAAAAAAAAAAAAAAGGCUAGUAACACCAAUCCUUCAGGAGUUUCCUACCAAUUUCACUGCCACGCUGCUGGGGAAGGUUUUCAGUCAGUGGGUCCGCACUGUAUUAAAGUCCCUCUGCUGUCAGUUUACAGCAGAGCAAAAACCAAAAAAUGCCUAUGCAGAACCCCAGUAGUCUUGCUGUGGAACAGCUUAAAAAACCUGCCGUGUCAUAGCAUGUUGUGCCCAUAACUGAUGGUGGGGAGUUACUGGUCUUUAGAGUUGGUGGAUAGUCACAGGUGCCUCCAAGCUGCAAGUUGCAUUCCUGUCUUGCUUUAUUUCAGCAGGAAAGUUGAUUUACCUGCUGAAAGGGGGCUCACCCUCUCCUCUAGUAGGCUGAACACUCCAGGGUUUCUCAGGGAACAGCUCCUCCUUCUCCAAAGGGCAGCUACAUACACAGCUCCAGUAAAAGGAGGAGUUAGCACUAACACCCUGGAGGGGCUUGGAGUUGUGGGAUGAGCUCUGGAACUCUUAACUGAUUCAUUUUGGUACUUUGGCUGUGCCUGACAGUACAUAUCCUCCUACAGUGGAGGCUGAGUAUCUGCAACUGCUACCACAGAUGUUAGUCAUGGUGGGACCAACCACGAGGGGGAAAACUGCCAUCCCUCCCAGGCACUAGUUCCUGCUGUUCCCCAUAAAGAGAAAAGCUGUGACAAACAACUGAGUAGAAGAACAUUGUGGGGAGGAAUGUCUCAAAACAUGGGGGAGACUUUACCCAUAGGAUUGAGGGAUGGAUAGGGCUGUUUCUUAUCUUGGAUACACAAAAGAACGUGGCAGAUGCUAUGCUCACUCUGCCCUUUGCUGCUGGACACGAGCAAUGCCAAUGUGCACUGGUGCUUGCCCUUCCUUGGUUGUUGUAAGCACAGGGAAGCACUAAAGAAAAUACUGCUUAAAAACCUACUUGUGAUACAGGUGAAGUUUAUCUCACCUGAUCUCAUGUACUUCAAUGUGUCAUCUCAGUGCCCACAAAAGAGGCAGCUAAUGCACUGUGUUGCAGGAUCACUCGCUGCUUCUCCCACCCCCCUGUCAGAGCAAUUUUAGCAGACCAGCUAAAGGCAAGCACAGGCAGAACAGGUAUUCAAGUUUAGAUGAGACACGGCCUGCCUACCUACCUCGACUGACUCAGGAUAGGGGUGCAACAUUUGUUAAAAUUCCUCCCUAAGAGUACAGGGCAACUGAGGGAGACUGAUAACAAGAACAGCCUCAGAUGGGGGAAGUACCACAUUUUAACUUAACCCAAAGAAAAAAAAGUUUCCCCUUUCAAGUCACUCCAGAUGACAAAGGAGGGUUGGGAGUCUACUCCAGUUCUUGGAGGACCAAAUGGCUGACUCUAGCCACUCACAGCAGCUUUCUCCAAGCGCAGCAGCAAGAUACUGAAUAUCAUGCUUUGCAAUGCCAAUAAUAAACCAAAACAAAAAAAUCCACUUCAUGCCCAUGUACAGGAGCUGGCUUUGUUCUUGCUAAGUGAUUUAGACAAUUUAAAUAAAAGGGAAGCAGGUCA